This is a messenger RNA of Leptonychotes weddellii (Weddell seal), 1366 nucleotides long. RefSeq names its product CD59 molecule (CD59 blood group) (gene CD59). Gene Ontology annotation, cellular component: plasma membrane. Gene Ontology annotation, biological process: negative regulation of activation of membrane attack complex. Gene Ontology annotation, molecular function: complement binding. Lineage: Eukaryota; Metazoa; Chordata; Mammalia; Carnivora; Phocidae. The record is from RefSeq and is a predicted model, not a curated record.
ACGGCUCCGGGGUCCCGGCAGGAGCCUCGGCGGGGGUGGGGUCCGCGGGAAGGGGCGGAGCCCGGCUCACCCAGGCUAUAAACACGGGCGGGGCGGAGCGCGCAAGCCGCGUGGUGUUAGCAGCGGGACCCCGGGUGCAGGCAGAUUCUGUGGACAAUCACCAUGAGAAGCAAAGGAGGAUUCAUCCUGCACCUGCUCGUCCUGGCUGUCCUCUGCCAUUCAGGUCAUAGCCUGACAUGUUACGACUGUGCUGACAGUGUUGCGUGCAGUAAGACCACCGUUUGUUCGCUUAAUCUUGAUGCGUGUCUUUUGGUCAAAGCCGAGCCAAACCUUUUUUACCACCGCUGUUGGAAGUUUGAUGAUUGCAAUUACAACCUCAUCUCCAAAACCUUAGGGCUGAGGAAGCUCGAGUACAGCUGUUGCCAGCAGGAUCUGUGUAACAGGAACGCCGCGGCCCGGGGCACCAGCAGCACAGCUCUGCUGCUGAUCCCCCUGCUGGCCGCAGCCUGGACCCUUUGUCUCUAAAUCAACACCGGGAGGCCUUCUCCUAAACCGUCCGUUUCUGUAUAUUUCUUAUUUCCUUGGCUGCUGCCUUCCACAUUUUUCACCUGGAUCCCGCUGGGCAAGACUAAAACUAGCUCGAGCCGCGUGGUUAAGAGAGAGACUCCGAGAGACUUUGAAGACCAGUCCCGCCGGCAGCGAAGACCCGUCGGAGGGACAAAAUGUAAGGGUGAAGCAUGCACGAUCUGAGCUAGGUCACAUGCUCCUUCCUCGGCUUUUUGCAAGAGCAGCCUCGCCGUGACAGCUUGAGUACCUUAGAUUCUCUGCAUGCCCUGGUCAUUUCCCCUCCGAUGGCUGGAUGGUAGUUAUUAAAUACUCUGAUCAGUGCUUUCUGGGGUGGGGGGGGUGGGGGGCUGGGGCAGGGGAUUUUUUCAACAGCCUCUCCCAGGGAAUGCCUUCAUCCUCUCCCUUCAUGGCCCCCUGUGCUGCCAUGCAGGCCCGACCAAGCUCCCACGUGUGGGCUGUCGGUCAGGCGAAGUGAGAGUCUCAGCGCAGGGGGAGGGGAGGUCGUGAUUGCAAUGACCUUUGUACUCUCAACUAGCAGGUGUCUGGCAGGGAAGGAGGGGAACUUCCCACACAGCAGGGUAUGGAACCCCCAGGUCUGUCUUCUGAGAGCUAGCAGUUGGCUAAAACCCAAGUUUUCCUCUGUUCCUCAGUUGUGAAUGGGCUUUGCUGUCUUCACUAGAAAAAACAAACAGCAUAUAAUUAUGAUGUGUUAAAACUACCCCCCUAGGGGCGCCUGGGUGGCUCAGUCGGUUUAGCGGCUGCUUUCGGCUCAGGUCAUGAUCCCAGGGUCCUGGGAUCG